CGUCAAGAUGGCGGCGGGGAGGUAGGCAGAGCCGGACGCAGCAGCCGACGCCGCCGCCUCCGCUCCUGCAGCCUCGCCGCCCCCGAGCUCUCCCCGCCUCCGCGACGCCGCCGGCUCGCCAGACCCUGAAAAGAAGAUGGUGGAGCCAGGACAAGACUUGUUGCUUGCUGCUUUGAGUGAAAGUGGAAUUAGUCCAAAUGAUCUUUUUGAUAUUGAUAGUGGAGACCCAGGCCUUGCAGCUCCAACGCCUACUCCACCUGUUCAGUCAGUGCCAUUUAGUGCAUUAGAACUAGGCUUGGACACUGAGGCAACAGUUCCUGUUAAGCAAGAACCAGAGACUGUAUCUACUCCAGCACUAUUAAAUGUUAGGCCACAACCACCAUCUACUACAACUUUUGUGCUGAAUCAAAUAAAUCAGCUUCCAACUUUGGGAACCACGAUUGUGAUGACAAAAACCACACCCGUAACAACUACGAGACAAACCAUAACUUUAACAAAAAUUAUCCAGACUAGCACAAAUACACGGCCUUCGGUUUCAGCACCAGCAGUCCGUAAUGCCUUGACCACCACACCUUCGAAGGACCAGAUCCAGCUGAAAGAUCUGCUGAAAAAUAAUAGUCUUAAUGAACUCAUGAAACUGAAGCCACCUGCUAACAUUGCUCAACCAGUGGCAACAGCAGCCACUGAUGUCAGCAAUGGAACAGUCAAAAAAGAAGCUUCUAAUAAAGAAGUCGCACGAAUAUGGAUAAAUGACAUCAAAAUGAGAAGCUUUUCACCCACUAUGAAAGUACCAGUGGUUAAAGAUGAAGAAGAACCAGAGGAGGAAGAUGAAGAAGAAAUGGGCCAUGCAGAAACCUAUGCAGAGUACAUGCCAAUAAAAUUAAAAAUUGGCCUCAGGCAUCCUGAUGCUGUAGUAGAAACCAGCUCUUUAUCCAGUGUCACACCCCCUGAUGUUUGGUAUAAAACGUCUAUAUCUGAAGAAAGCAUUGAUAAUGGUUGGUUAUCAGCAUUACAACUUGAAGCUAUCACAUAUGCAGCCCAGCAACAUGAAACAUUUCUACCUAAUGGAGAUCGAGCUGGAUUCUUGAUAGGUGAUGGUGCAGGUGUAGGAAAAGGGAGAACUAUAGCUGGAAUAAUUUAUGAGAAUUACCUGUUGAGUAGAAAAAGAGCAUUAUGGUUUAGCGUAUCAAAUGAUUUAAAAUAUGAUGCUGAAAGAGAUUUGAGGGACAUUGGAGCAAAAAACAUUUCGGUUCAUUCAUUAAACAAGUUUAAAUAUGGAAAAAUUUCUUCCAAACAUAAUGGGAGUGUAAAAAAGGGCGUUAUUUUUGCUACCUAUUCUUCUCUCAUUGGUGAAAGUCAAUCCGGUGGUAAAUACAAAACUAGAUUAAAGCAGCUUCUGCAUUGGUGCAGUGAUGACUUCGAUGGAGUGAUAGUAUUUGAUGAAUGCCACAAAGCUAAGAACUUAUGUCCUGUUGGUUCUUCAAAGCCUACCAAGACAGGCUUAGCUGUACUAGAACUACAGAACAAACUGCCACGAGCAAGAGUGGUUUAUGCCAGUGCCACAGGUGCUUCUGAACCAAGGAACAUGGCUUACAUGAACCGUCUUGGAAUAUGGGGGGAAGGAACCCCAUUUAGAGAAUUCAGUGAUUUCAUUCAAGCUGUAGAACGAAGAGGUGUUGGUGCCAUGGAAAUAGUUGCUAUGGAUAUGAAGCUGAGAGGCAUGUACAUCGCCAGGCAGUUGAGUUUUACUGGUGUGACCUUCAAAAUUGAAGAAGUUCUCCUUUCUCAGAGCUAUGUUAGAAUGUAUAAUAAAGCAGUAAAAUUGUGGGUAAAUGCUAGAGAGAGAUUUCAGCAAGCUGCUGAUCUUAUAGAUGCAGAGCAACGAAUGAAGAAAUCUAUGUGGGGCCAGUUCUGGUCUGCUCAUCAGAGGUUUUUCAAGUACCUGUGUAUAGCAUCCAAAGUUAAGAGAGUUGUGCAGCUGGCUCGAGAAGAAAUCAAGAAUGGAAAAUGUGUUGUCAUUGGUCUGCAAUCGACAGGGGAAGCUCGAACUUUAGAAGCCUUGGAAGAGGGUGGAGGAGAAUUAAAUGACUUUGUGUCAACAGCCAAAGGGGUAUUACAGUCGCUCAUUGAAAAACACUUUCCAGCUCCAGACAGAAAAAAACUCUUUAGUUUGCUCGGAAUUGAUUUAACUGCUCAGAGUAACAACAGCUCACCCAGAGAUAGUCCUUGUAAAGAGAAUAAAAUAAAGAAGCGGAAAGGGGAAGAAAUUAGCAGAGAGGCCAAAAAAGCCCGGAAAGUUGGUGGCCUUACUGGGAGCAGUUCUGACGAUAGUGGAAGUGAAUCCGAUGCCUCUGAUAAUGAGGAAACUGAUUACGAGAGCUCGAAAAAUAUGAGUUCUGGAGAUGAUGAUGAUUUUAAUCCAUUUCGGGACGAAUCUAGUGAAGAUGAUGAAGAUGAUCCUUGGUUAAUCAGAAAAGACCACAAGAAAAGCAAAGAGAAAAAAAAGAAAAAAAGUAUUGAUCCAGAUUCUAUUCAAAGUGCCUUAUUAGCGUCAGGUCUGGGAUCAAAACGGCCAAGUUUUUCUUCUACAUCUCUUGUCACUACUCCUAAUAAUACACAAGCUAAUAGUAAUAGUAAUAGCAACAGCCUUGUAACAAGUCAGGAUGCUGUUGAAAGAGCCCAGCAGAUGAAGAAAGAUUUGUUGGACAAAUUGGAAAAACUAGCUGAAGAUCUUCCUCCUAAUACACUGGAUGAGCUUAUUGAUGAACUGGGGGGCCCGGAGAAUGUGGCGGAGAUGACUGGCCGAAAGGGGAGAGUAGUGAGCAACGAUGAUGGAAGCAUAUCUUACGAGUCGAGGUCUGAAGCUGAUGUGCCUGUGGAAAUUCUAAACAUCACAGAAAAGCAAAGGUUCAUGGAUGGGAAUAAGAAUAUUGCCAUUAUCUCAGAAGCUGCCAGCUCAGGUAUUUCAUUACAAGCAGAUCGUCGAGCUAAAAAUCAGAGGCGAAGAGUACAUAUGACUUUGGAAUUGCCUUGGAGUGCUGAUAGAGCAAUUCAGCAGUUUGGAAGAACUCAUAGAUCAAACCAAGUUACUGCACCAGAAUAUGUAUUUUUAAUUUCUGAAUUGGCUGGAGAGCAAAGAUUUGCAUCCAUAGUUGCUAAAAGACUGGAGAGUUUGGGGGCGCUCACACAUGGUGACCGCAGAGCAACGGAAUCUAGAGAUUUGAGCAGGUUCAACUUUGAUAACAAGUAUGGUAGAAAUGCCUUGGAAAUUGUUAUGAAAUCCAUUGUGAACCUAGAUUCACCGAUGGUAUCACCACCUCCCGAUUAUCCAGGAGAAUUCUUCAAAGAUGUCCGACAAGGAUUAAUUGGUGUGGGCCUUAUAAAUGUGGAAGACCGAUCUGGAAUUUUGACUCUUGAUAAAGAUUACAAUAACAUAGGAAAAUUCCUAAAUCGUAUUUUGGGUAUGGAGGUCCACCAGCAGAAUGCCUUGUUUCAGUAUUUUUCAGACACACUUAAUGCAGUCAUACAAAAUGCCAAAAAGAAUGGUAGAUACGAUAUGGGUAUUUUAGAUCUUGGUUCUGGAGAUGAGAAGGUGAGGAAAACAGAUGCUAAGAAAUUUCUAACCCCAGGAUAUUCAACCUCAGGACACGUUGAACUAUACACAAUUAGUGUAGAGAGAGGAAUGUCUUGGGAAGAAGCAACCAAGAUUUGGGCCGAACAAACAGGACCAGAUGAUGGCUUUUAUUUAUCGUUGCAAAUAAGAAAUAAUAAGAAAACGGCCAUCUUGGUGAAAGAAGUGAACCCCAAAAAGAAGCUUUUCUUAGUUUAUAGACCAAAUACCGGGAAGCAGCUUAAAUUAGAGACUUUGGCUGAUUUGAAAAAGAAGUAUAAGAAGGUAGCUUCAGAUGAUGCCCUGGCCCACUGGCUAGAUCAGUAUAAUUCAUCUGCAGAUACAUGUACUCAUGCAUAUUGGAGAGGCAAUUGCAAAAAGGCAAGCUUGGGAUUAAUUUGUGAAAUAGGUCUUCGAUGCCGCACCUAUUAUGUUUUAUGUGGUUCAGUAUUGAGUGUUUGGACAAAAGUUGAGGGAGUUCUAGCAUCUGUCAGUGGCACAAAUGUGAAGAUGCAGAUAGUUCGGCUACGAACAGAAGAUGGACAGCGGAUUGUGGGUUUGAUCAUUCCUGCAAAUUGUGUCUCUCCCCUUGUAAAUCUUCUGUCAACGUCAGACCAGUCCCAGCAGCUCGCAGUCCAGCAGAAGCAGAUAUGGCAGCAGCAUCACCCACAGAGCAUCACCAAUUUGAACAACUUGUAAAAGGAUAGACUGCAGGUUUUGACAUGGGUGUUUCUGGAAAAGCUAUCCAAGCAUAUCAUUUGCAUAAAAAUCAGGGACAGAUUCCAAAGAAUUUUUUCAGUUGCGCUCUCUCUGGUAAUAUUUUGGGAACGAGGAGGUACCUGGAAAAGAUGGCCAAACUGAGACUCAGCGAUGCUGACGGUGGUGCAAAUGUCCUUCCCUACGUAGGCUUUUCCUCUAGUACUUAACUUCCCAUUUGCUUUGACUUUGGGCAAGCAGGGGUAUCUUUUUUUUUUAAUUCAUGAGCUUUUUUUGUUUGUUUUUAUUUCUUAAACUAAGACCACAAUUUGUACAAAAAUGUGUGGAAUUUCCCAAACUGGCUUUACCUUGAUUUUGUCCUUCAGCGCUCAGGGUUUAUGCAAGACAUCCAUGCAGUGGCUGGGCAAGACCUCCCAGGAUGCAUGUCUUUGAGUCUAUAAAUAGAGAAAAUCUAUAUUGAUUUUUCUUUUCAACAUGUAAAAACAGGUUUAGAACCAAGCAUGAAAUAGAAAUGGUUGCACAUCAUGCAUUCGGGUUCUUUCCCAGUUUUUGUUCUGACAGUGCAUGUCUUUGAAAGUAAACCAUGAGUAAGAUCCCACCAGAAUUGGGGAGUGGAGAGGGAGGCAACUAUGGACAGCUAUGCUCAGUGCGUCUUUAUAGGGUUUCUACCCAAAUGUUGCUUUUCUCCCCUCCUUCUCUGAGGCAGUAAGUCCACCACACGUAUGCCCUUUUUUUGUGAUAAAAUUCUUAAAUUAAAAAUUAGUUCAUUUUAAUGUAUUAAUAAUAUUCCUAAUGUGCUGCAAAAAACGGCUCAAAGCCUGUUUUUCUCAAGAUGGCAUUUUUUUCCUUAAUUGGAGAUGGUUAUGGAAACUAAGUGCAAAUUGACCUCUAUCUUGCAAAACAAUCCUCUUAUUUUUUACUUCAUUAAUGUAAUUUAAUUUGUCACUUGUAAGAUGAAACCUUACUUGAGAUGUAAACUAGACAAUGGGGAAAACACUUGAGGCUUCUGCUGUAUGUACUCUUUGUUACCCAGUAACUUGAAUACUGUUUAAUAUGUUGUAAGACAUUUGUAGAGUUUAUCUGGAGCUGUUUAAAAUGGUAAUGUACAAAUGUGAAUAGUCACUUAUCUAUAAUAUGGGUAAGUUUUGUUUUGCCUAUAAUAGUAAAUGUUUAUAACAAGUGAGGGACAAUGUUUGUCUUUUUUUUCCUUUUUUUUUCUUUUUUUUCUUUUUUUCUUUUUUUUUGCUUGCACAGGUUGCACUAUUAAACUUUGAGAUUGUAUAAACCUGUCCAGAAAGCUGCAAGACACCAAAAUCUUGUAGAUGUCAAAUAAAAGUUAUUGUACUAACAAGAAGUGGACUCUUGCUUAGGCAGUCAUCCCCUUUAGCAUCAGUUUUUUCACUUUGGGCAUCCUACAGAAAUGUGUGUUGCCUCAGCACUCUGUUUAGCUUUCUGUUCCAGUGUGAGUAAGCUCUUCCCACCUUAACGUGGUGAUAGAUGGUAGCACUGACCCGUGCUUGAACAGAGUCAGUUUCCACAUUGUGUCUUUUAUAGUCUUCAGGCAUUGACCAGGAAGUGGAGAAUUUCUGUCUCAGUAUAAAUAGUUAAGUGCUUCCUGGUGGAAACUGAGUGCAGCCAUCUCUUAUGGUGCCUGGUGUAUUUUCUUUAAGCACAUACUUGGUUACUUGGACCUUUCAUCUGAGUUUCCUUAACAUGCCUCCUAAAUGGUAUUAAAUCAAGAAGAAUAAUCUGUCCUCUCUUGUUCGCUCAUUUCUCUGGUUGAAGGAGUCUCUGCAUUUAUGUAUCUCUUGGAGCUCAAGGACCUGUUGCUGUGCCUCAAAUUAGACAGCAGAGAACAAGAUGGCCCCAUAGGGUGUGAGUACAGGACAUAUGAUGGGCCCCAGGGUGAUUGGACAUAGAUUCUGAAAUCACACAAGUCUUUCCAAUGGAAAGAGGUUGUGAGAGAGAAUAGGCCUCGGUUGGCUACUGGCCACAUUUGCAGACUUACUUGCUUUUUGAUGGUGGUUUUUAAGUAGAUCGCGUUUUCCUUAAAGCAGCACUAGAAGAGUUUUUCAGUAUGCAGUAAAUAACACUAUAGUUGAUGUAUUUCAGUUUACUCUUGGAGUAGUUAAUCUUGCUGCAAAGGGACGUGAUUUGUGACAGUGUUUUCAUUUCUCUGUAGAAUGGGACGUGUGUAUGUACAUAAACAUAUACAUGUAUGUGUAUGUGUAUUUAUGGUGUCUUUGUGUGUGUACACAUAUGCACACACCUAUUUUAAAUGACCAAAAUAGUCCCCUGAAAAUGUCAGAGUAGUAUGUGUAAGAUGGCCUGACUUCUUAGUGAGUGAUGCUGGAGGUUCCAUAUUUGAACCCUUCUCAUUGUGGAAGUGUGCAAAACAGAAAAUCUACUGUGAUGGUAACCUAUUCAGGGAGAUCAACUUCCAAGAGGUGGGGAGGUAGGAUCCUAGAGUUUAAAAAGCCCCCUUGCUAAGAUUUGAUUUCCAAACUCCUUAAGUUAAUCUGUUUGAGGCCCUAGCCAAAGCAGCCUAGCCUAGGAUCAUUUGUUUUAGUCUCACAUUUUUAAACUAGACUUAAUUUUUAACCUGAUUGGCCUUUUCACCAGCAUAUUGAACUUUGAAAUGUUCAUGUUUUUAAAAAGCAUUUAUGGUUUAGGGUGUGUUGAAGAGUCACUGCUUCCAUGUUUUGGAAUUCCAGACCAUAGCCCUGUGCAAAAAUAAUUUUUAGAGUCUUUCCCUAAAUUUCCUCAUUGCCAGGGAGGUCUCUGUAAUUUCGUAGUCAGAAUAGCCAAAUAUGUCAGCCAGUGAUUGAUAUUUAUAAGGAUAUUAGCAAAGUACCUCUAACAAAAACACUCCUUUGUUUUCCCCUUUACAACUUUAGCCAAUCGUAGAUUGUUUAAUUUUCCAAGUAACUUUAUCCAGCUCCAGGGAUAAGCUCUCUAGACUCAACAUUACUUCACAACCGCUGUUUGAAGACCAGUAACUUUGGGACUAAAGAAGGCCCCUGCCUUUAAAUUAUACAGUAGGUGGUGAUGAUGGGAAGCAAUUGCCAGGAGACUAAUAGGCUUCCCAGCCCAACCAUCCUCCUCUUAGAUCAAGAACAUGUAUCAGGGCAGGCCGAGUUAGAAGAUUCCAAUUGAUAGGCUCAGGAUAGUGAAAGGACAAGUCUUCUCUAUCCUUGAUUCUUACUUUGGUCUUUUGGCAGGCAGGCUGGAGAGCUGCCACCCUAGUAAGGCACAGAACCCAUCCGUACAGAGGUGUUAAGCUUGGCAGGGAGAGAGGCCAGAAUCCUGAGGGCCUUCCAGAUAAAGCUUUCCUUCUGUCUUCCUUGCUAGAAAGAUGGAGGCUAGAAAAUAGGAGCAAAAAUGGAUGUAAGUUGGAGAUUCUGUGAAUUACGUUAUUGUAGAUUCUCACACUAGAAAAGCAAUUAUUGUUAUGCCACCGGGGUGUCAAGUAUCGACUUUGAUCUUCCUCUACCCUCUGGUCACCUGAAGCCCUGCAGGCCAACUGCUCAAACAGCUAAAACUUGAAAAAGCUACCAGACCUCUGGUCAGAAUACAGUGUUUUUUACGGGCACAUAAAUGAAGGAAACUUUUAUCUAUAAACAUGCAGCUCAAGUUAGUGAUGCCUUUCUUGAGUACUGACCCUUCCAUCCUACCCUCUACUAGACGUGUACAGAACUCUGUAUAUAGACAUGUUGAAAGUGACUGAGUUGAGGAAUGUAAAUAUGUUUUGUAAAUGGAGACAUUUUCCCCUCCUGGUUUUGAUUUCCCUCUUUCCUUUCCCCCUUCGUCCUAUUUAUUCACUUACUGUACUACAGGGCAUGGGAAUUUUUUUAAUCUAGAAAAAUGUGAGAUAGUCUUAGCCGAAUUUCCCCGUUUACUUUUCUGGUUUCUGUUCUGCAUCCUUACUAUAGAACUUCAGCUGUUUUUGUGUCUUAAUAUUUUUAAACAUGCCUGUUUUGCAUUUUUGUUCCAAAAUUUAUACUGUGCAAUGCAUUGGGGGCUGGGGGGGGGUGGACUCGUGCAAUUUCUGAUACUGUCAUGGUGUGACUAUUUAUGCUCCUUUAUGUUGAUCUUUUGACACCAUUAUAAGCUUUGGUUCACUCUUACAAGACUUCAUUUAAACUCCUCCCAUCUUCAGUGCAUUUUGGGGUGUUCAGACUGCAAGUUAGGCUUAUUCCUCCAACCCUUGCACUUAAGAGCCUGGAUUCCGUUUUUAUACAUCCCUCAUGUGCAGCAAUUGUAGAGAAAAGUUGCUGAGUUUCAAACCACGCGUGGUCCUUUUGUCAUUACCAUCCUCUUCUGUUUCUUUAGGAAGCCUCCAGUUAACACUUUAAACCCUGUGAGCAGUAGGCAGAAAUUUGUGGUCACCUUUUGUCUGUUUGUGUAUGUAGACAUAUGUUCAUUUUUAGAGUUGAGCUGACAGUAAAGUUUUGGGUUUUUAAGAGGCCAAGGACCCAUGGCCUGUUGUAUGUAGUAUAUUCUUGUGCUAUACAUACCAGAGAGGAGCCUUAAAUUCAUGAUCUUACAGGGAUUGGUGUAAUGAAGAAUAGAAUAGUAAGCCGUUUGAGACUGGGUUAGGCAUUUCACCUAAUGGACCUAGGAACAAAUUUAUAACUAUUGGGAGCAGAAAUGGAGACAGCAUCACCAACCCCCAAAAAGCUAAAAUUGGGUCUUUGGUUUUUGACAUUUUAGAAUCCUUGAGAGAGAAGCAAUGUAUCAUUGUUUGGUCUUCCAUAGCAAAGGUUGCCACUGAGCAAGGGUGAGUUCAGGCAAUGUGAGAUGUAGCAAACCCCCUCAGUGUAACUGCUAACCUAGAUCUUGUACUGGGGGAAUUGGGAGGAGAUGGAAAAAAUCACUACCUUGGAAGUAAAACAAGCCUGGUUACCUACACAACUCUUUUCCUGGAAAGUAAAUAAGUUUAGCUGUUCUUUGAUCAUGUGUAACUAGUGAAGGCUUUUGUUCAUGGCUGGAUUUUAAGUACAGCAUCGAGUUACAGGUAGCUUUCCUAAAUUCCGUCAGAGUCGGGAAGUCUCUUGUGAUAUUUAGGAAAGCUACCUGUUUUAACAAGUUUGGGCUACUCUGUUUAUUUGAUAAAAUCAUUUUACAAAUACCUCUGGUGCCUGACCUUGUUUAAACACAUCUUCCUGCUCCCUGUCUUUCUUUCUUCCACCUACAGUAAAGUUGAAAACUUGUAUCUGUAGCAUCAUAAAUGACAUUGGUGGCAUUGUCUGACACCACCACCUAUGGCACACUCUCUACCUUAACUGCAGAAUCAAACAAAGAGGAGAUUUUUACAGUGAGAAAAGAGAUCACCAUUUGAGUUAUAGAGAAGAGUGGGCAGGGCAGGGGUCCUCACAUUUAUCGGAUGGGCCCAAAUUCAGGAGAGCCUGCAGCCCAGGGAGCCCUUAACUCCUAAACUUCUGGUGCAGAUGUGAAGUGCCCUGAGGCCUCUGAGGCCCCUGCUUGCCCCCGGGGAAACCUUUCUAGCCAAAUGCACCCUGGGGGGCAAUGGAGGGGGCAGCACUUUUUUUUGAUAGUAUUCUGGCACUGAAGAAGAAGCUUAAACUAUCAAUAUUUUAUCUUUCCAAACUUGGCUUUUCUAGGCAGAGAACUUUUCAUGAGGUACGUCAGAGUCUAACUGUUGUGAGAAAAAACAUCCAUCUUAUUGGUUUAUAAUGAAAUUGCUAAACCACUGCAACUUCUCAAUGACCACUUGUAUCUACCAUCAGCUACGAGAGGUGGGAAAGAGGUACAUCAUAUAUCCCUGCAAUAAGCCUUGCCAUGGCUCUACCUCUGAGCAAAGGAUCCUUCUCUACAAAGGCACAGAGCCUCCUCAUGAUUCCAAAAUGGUGCAUCUUGAGAUGGUGGGAUGGAUUCCAAAGAUGACUUUCCAACCAAGGCAGAUUGUGAAUUUUGCUGACUUGUUGAUUUGGUGGUUUGUUGUUAUUUUUUUUAAUCACCCUUUUUAUAUUUCUAAUCUGUUUUCAGGAUCUGUCAUGUAAAGAAUUUUCACUGUCUUGGUAAUGCUGCACUGCUCCAUGCAACUUUCUCAUGGUGAAGCAGUUCUCUGAGUGUCCAGAAUCUGCUUGUUCGUACCAUUUUGAUUUUUAACUUGACAAAAUUGGAAUCUCAUGCAAUAAAAAAAAUGUACUGGAUGCAUUUAGCAGAGUUUAUACUUGUAACAUGAAAAAGAUCAACAGUGGGACAUUACAGAAAUCUGUAUUUAGUUUUUUGUUGGGGGCUUUUUUGUUUUGGGGGGUUUUUUUGUAAAAUUAUUAAAUUAAACUGGCUAAUA
This is a messenger RNA of Dromiciops gliroides (monito del monte), 10643 nucleotides long. It is a transcript of the gene SBNO1, whose product is annotated as strawberry notch homolog 1. NCBI's taxonomy places the organism in Eukaryota, Metazoa, Chordata, Mammalia, Microbiotheria, Microbiotheriidae. The coding region runs from base 137 to 4309 and encodes 1390 amino acids. Gene Ontology annotation, biological process: regulation of DNA-templated transcription. The record is from RefSeq and is a predicted model, not a curated record. Gene Ontology annotation, molecular function: histone binding; chromatin DNA binding. Gene Ontology annotation, cellular component: nucleus. The transcript is spliced from 32 exons.